This is a messenger RNA of Topomyia yanbarensis, 5328 nucleotides long. RefSeq lists its product as uncharacterized. The record is from RefSeq and is a predicted model, not a curated record. Gene Ontology annotation, molecular function: nucleic acid binding; zinc ion binding. The transcript has a single exon. Lineage: Eukaryota; Metazoa; Arthropoda; Insecta; Diptera; Culicidae. Bases 1 to 5328 code for a protein of 1775 amino acids. Gene Ontology annotation, biological process: DNA integration.
AUGGCGCCAUCAACAUCAUCGAAAGGGAAAUCUCUCACACUGAAGGCUCUACAAACGAAGCUGAAAGGAUUGCAGACCUCAUUCAAUAAUAUGUACCAAUUCAUCGAGCAGUGUACGGUAAACUCCAAGGCCAGUGAGUUUUCGGUACGGCUGGAACGUCUAGAACCGCUGUGGGAUAAAAUGAAUGACGCCGUCGAUGACGUAGCGGCACAUGAGGAUAAUGUGGAUACGGAAUCGACCGUUAAGGAUAGAUUGGAGUUCGAAAACCGAUUUUUUGAAUUGAAGUCGUUUUUGCUCGAUAGACUGAAAGAUGACCCGGAGGCCUCGGCUCUAAAUCAGUCGACCAGAAUGAACGACACAGCUCAGAUACGCGCGCCACAUGCAAAGUUGCCGCAGAUAAGUUUGCCAAAAUUUGGGGGAAAAAUCGACGAUUGGCUCAAUUUCCGCGACCUCUAUAUGUCGCUUAUUCACUGGCAAACGGAUCUUCCAGAGGUGGAAAAAUUUCAUUAUUUGAGAAGCCAACUGGAAGGAGAAGCGUUAAAUCUCGUAAACACUCUACCACUCACCAAGGCAAACUAUAUGGUGGCUUGGGAUAUGCUAGUUCAGCGGUACUCAAACACGAAGUUAUUAAAGAAGAGGAAAAUUCAGGCCCUGUUCGAGCUAUCUUCUAUAAAAAGGGAAUCCGCCGAAGAAAUGCAUUCGCUGCUUGAGUCGUUUGAAGCAAUUGUGAAGUCUCUUGAUCACAUCGUCUCCCAGCCAGAAGAUUAUAAGGACUUACUGUUGCUCCACAUGUUAAGCUCGCGGCUUGACAGUUCCUCAAGAAGGAGUUGGGAAGAUCUGUCUUCAUCAAGGGAAGAUGAGACACUGAAGGAUUUGACAGAUUUCAUGCGCAGGAGAAUUCAAAUGUUAGAAGCUAUAUCGACUAAGCAGGAAACAAUCAAGAAUGAUUCAGCUCAACUCAGCAAAAGGAAAUUCCCAUUGUCGACUAAAAUAUGCAACGCUGCAUUUCAAGCAUCUUCGUCCAAAGGUUGUCCGGCCUGUCCAGAAACCCAUCCGUUGUAUCAGUGUUCGGUUUUCAAGGGUAUGCCUGUACACGACAAGGAGAAUCUUUUGCGAACAAAUUCUCUAUGUCGCAACUGUUUUAGACGUGGACACCAGGCAAAGGAAUGUUCCUCCAAAUACACGUGCCGAAGGUGCAAGGGCAGGCACCACACGUUAGUUUGUUUCAAGGAUGACGGUAAACCGAACAAUUCCAAUACAAGUUCCAAGGAUUCUACUGAUAAGGCGACAGAGGAGGGAUCUUGUAGCAGUAGUAGCAACGUAAAUGUAGCAGCUGUCCAGGUUGUAAGCUGUAACUCUGUUCAUGUUCCUAUUACGGGUGUAAUGCUUCUUACGGCUAUGGUGAUGGUUCAGGACGAGUCCGGAUGUGAGUACCCGGCAAGGGCAUUGUUGGAUUGUGCGUGUCAAUGCGAUCUGGUCUCUAAAAGGUUCAGUACAAUCCUCAAAUCAAAAAGGCGAACAACGGAUUUGGACGUUAUCGGAGUCAAUGGGAAGGUAGAAAAGGUUACCAACUACGUCAGAGUUGUCAUCAAGUCUCGAGUUUCUGAUUUCCAAAUACCAGUGGAGCUCAACAUACACCCUCGUUUGUCCACGAUUAUACCGGGUAUCCCAACGAGCACGAGUGGAUGGAAAAUACCACAAGGACUUAAGCUUGCGGAUCCUUCAUUCUUCGAGUCGCAUCAGGUGGAUUUAAUACUCGGAGGGGGAUCAUUUUUCGACUUCUUUCGUACUGGACAACGCAUAUCUCUUGGGGAUACACUGCCACUCUUGGUAGAGUCUGUUUUCGGAUGGGUAGUCAGUGGAAGGUAUCCGGUUAUGCACAAUAAUCGUACGGCGGCCUGUAAUGUUGUAAUUUCGGAUAGUUUGGAGGAGCUUUUGACCCGUUUCUGGCGAUGUGAGGAGAUUAGUCAAGAUUACACUUACUCGCCGGAGGAGAUACAAUGUGAGGAACAUUUCAAGCAAACAUUUCAACGAAAAAGUGACGGCCGAUAUGUUGUAUCACUCCCGAAGCACAAGGACACGUUUCUGAGGCUCGGCGAUUCCAGGACCAUUGCACAGCGUAGAUUUAUACAGAUGGAAACACGACUCCAGAGAAAUCCGGAUUUAAAACGUCAGUACCACGAAUUUAUGAAUGAGUACGAGCAACUUGGACACAUGCGGCUGGUUCCGGAAGCUGAUGUAAAUAAAGUGCAACGUUGCUACCUGCCUCAUCAUCCAGUUGUGAAGGAGUCCAGUGCGACAACUCGUGUGAGGGUAGUAUUUGAUGCUUCAUGCAAAACAGCAUCCGGCGUGUCCUUAAAUGAUGCACUGCUCGCGGGACCGGUCAUACAAGACGACCUGCGAAGCAUAAUCCUGCGAUGUCGAACACGGUUGGUGAUGCUUGUCGCGGACGUGGAAAAGAUGUUCCGCCAGAUAAACAUCAAUGGUAGUGAUGCCCCGCUUCAGUGUAUACUAUGGCGCUCGAAACCAGAAGUGCCACCUUCAACGUAUGAGUUGACCACCAUCACAUACGGUACAAAACCAGCGCCGUUUUUGGCGACUCGGACAUUGAAGCAGCUUGCUUUGGACGAGGCGAAUAGGUUCCCAUUGGCUGCAAGGGCAGUAAUAGAAGAUUUUUACAUCGAUGAUGCCAUCACAGGUACCAACGAUCCAGCACAGGCAACCGCAUUAAGGAUUCAGUUGGACGGGCUGCUGAGAAGUGGCGGUCUUCGACUUCGGAAAUGGGCAUCGAAUUACCCUGAGGUGCUAGAAGGAGUCAACGCAGAUGACUUAGCGAUAUCGAUAGCAGACGGGAUAGAGCUGGAACCAGAUCCAUCAGUCAAAACACUUGGUUUAGUUUGGUAUCCCACCACCGAUGUCUUUGCUCUUCAGAUUCAGGUUCCACAAAUUACAAUCGACCUAAAGCUCACCAAACGAAUGGUGCUGUCUUUCAUAGCCAUGUUGUUCGAUCCUCUGGGUCUCAUAGGCGCAGUAAUAACCACAGCGAAGGUGUUCAUGCAGAUGUUGUGGAGGCUUGAAAAUGAAAAGCAGGAAAGGCUUGAUUGGGAUUCCAGUUUACCUGCAAGGGUGGAAAUAAAUUGGCGCGCAUUUCAUGAACAAAUUCCACUUUUGAAGCAGAUUCGAGUCGAUCGAAGGGUGACGAUUUCAGAAAUGGCAGGAAUGGAAAUUCAUUGUUUUUCCGACGCCUCUCAGAAGGCAUAUGGGGUCAAUCUAUACAUUCGGUCUUGGGACUCAGAAGGACGAGUUAAAACAGCGUUGUUUGCUUCUAAGUCCAGAGUGGCUCCGUUGAAAAGUCAAUCUAUUCCGCGCCUCGAGCUCUGUGGUGCUUUGAUGGCAGCGGAAUUAUACGCGAAGGUAAAGGAAGCAGUAAGGUUCACGGGUGAUGCCUAUUUUUGGACAGACUCAACGACAGUCCUGCAAUGGUUGCGUGCUGUACCCACAGUUUGGACAACUUAUGUCGCCAACAGGGUGGCGAAGAUUCAAAGCAUCACAGAAAACUGUACCUGGAGGCAUGUACCAGGUAUUCAAAAUCCGGCAGACCUAAUAUCGCGCGGUAUCUUGCCGGAGGAAAUAAUCCUGAAUACAUUUUGGUGGGAAGGCCCGGCGUGGCUUUCUAUCGGAUCUAUGAGUUGGCCUUCUCAAGUUGCUGACCCAGAGGCCGCGGAAGCUGAAGAGGAACGUAAGCGAGCAGUUAUUGGAGCGGUAGUAUCAUGUUCUACGGAGUUCAACAAUUGGUAUUUUGCGCGAUAUUCCAACUACACGGUUUUGAUUAGAACAACGGCAUAUUGUCAACGUUUCAUCAGAAAUUUUCGCAUAAAGUAUCAGACAGGCUUGUCCCUGAGGCCAACCAUAGGAGCGUUAACAACUGAAGAACUACGGAAAGCAGAGCAGACAAUUGUCCAUCGGGUUCAAAAGGAAGCGUUCGCGAAGGCGUAUGAGGCACUGCUUAAGGGAAAACCAGUAUCGAGGCUAUCACCACUACGUUGGUUCCAUCCUCGCUUGUCUUCCAAUGAAGUUAUCCGUAUUGGUGGGAGACUUGGAAAAUCUUACGAAACCGAGGAAGCUAAGCAUCCAAUGGUGCUUCCAGCACGACACCACAUCACCAGGCUUUUGCUGAGGCACUACCAUGAAAAGAUGCUGCAUGCAGGAGUACAACUAUUGCUAAGUGCUAUUAGGCAACGGUUUUGGCCUUUAGGUGGUCGCAGUGUCGCUAAACAGAUCGUCCACAAGUGUAUGCGGUGCUAUCGAACCAAACCAACUACCAUCCGACAAUUUAUGGCAGAGUUACCCACUCCACGUGUCACAGCGGGUCGACCUUUCACGACAACAGGGGUAGAUUAUUUUGGUCCGAUCUACAUUCGUCCAGGAUAUCGUCGAGCAGCGGUGAAAGCAUACGUGUCCGUGUUCGUGUGUUUCGCAACGAAGGCGGUACACCUGGAGUUGGCGGGCGACUUAACUACUUCUUGUUUCAUUCAAGCACUGCGAAGGUUUGUGUCACGGCGAGGUAGGUGUGCAACCAUUUUUUCGGACAAUGGCACCAAUUUUGUUGGAGCCAGGAACCAACUAGCGGAGCUCAUCAGUAAACUGAAGAACAAGCAGCACCACGAGGAGAUCGCGAAAGAAUGUGCAAAGGACAACAUCAACUGGCACUUCAACCCACCGGGAGCACCCCAUUUUGGUGGGUUGUGGGAGGCAGCGGUUCGAUCAGCAAAAUACCAUCUGCUACGGGUUAUGGGAGAUACAGCAGCAUCGUACGAAGACACUCUCACUGUUUUGACUCAAGUGGAAAGUUGUUUAAAUUCGCGUCCUUUGACCCAACUAACGGACGACCCCAAUGAUAUGGAGCCUUUAACACCGGGUCAUUUUUUGGUGGGUGGAGCACUACAGGCGCUACCCGACGCGGACUUCGGGAAGACACCAAUUAACCGGCUAACCCAUUGGCAAGCUGUGCAGAGGAAGGUGCAGGAUUUUUGGAAGCGCUGGCGGCUCGAGUAUCUCUCACAGCUUCAAGGACGAUCCAAGCGUUGGUUGCCACCAGUUGCUAUAGAACCAGGUAAACUCGUCGUUGUUUAUGAGGAUAAUUCGCCACCUAUUCAUUGGCGCAUGGGGCGUAUUCAGGAGAUUCACCCAGGCACAGAUGGAGUGGUCAGAGUUGUGACGCUGAAAACUUCAAAGGGUGUUAUCCAGCGACCUGUUGAGAAGAUCUGUCUCCUACCGAUUGCUAAUGACAGCGAAAAUAGAGCAGAGGAUGGAUCGUCAUUGGCUUAA